Sebastes umbrosus (honeycomb rockfish) is the source of this 4367-nucleotide messenger RNA. It is a transcript of the gene rorcb, whose product is annotated as RAR-related orphan receptor C b. The transcript is spliced from 10 exons. Gene Ontology annotation, biological process: regulation of transcription by RNA polymerase II. The record is from RefSeq and is a predicted model, not a curated record. Gene Ontology annotation, molecular function: nuclear receptor activity; zinc ion binding; RNA polymerase II cis-regulatory region sequence-specific DNA binding. Gene Ontology annotation, cellular component: nucleus. NCBI's taxonomy places the organism in Eukaryota, Metazoa, Chordata, Actinopteri, Perciformes, Sebastidae. The coding region runs from base 481 to 1977 and encodes 498 amino acids.
CGCUCCCGCGAGAGCUUGGAGAGGAGCUGUCGGCAGUGAGAUCAUGGGAGAGUCCACCACGCUGCUGGGAGAAAGUAGGUUAGCAGGGUAGACUGAGAGGAAAGAAAGCAGGCGGAGAGUCAGAGCGCAGAGGGGGGGUCCGAUCCGAUCACACCGCUCGUUCACCGUGGGACUAUUCUGUCAACAAAAAAAAAAGUUGAGCAAAAAAAUCUCUCCAGUUCGGCUACGAUGAGAUCCACAGCGACUUUCUGCACUCUUUUAUUGCUGCUCGGACUUGAAGGAGCGAUAGAGGAGAGGAGUUUCGACUAGUUUUUCUUUUUGCUUUUUACGAGAGCUGUCUGCAGCCGGGACAAAGUUAAUAUUUACAGAAACCCAGUUCACUCUGGCUCCAGGGGUUUAUUCUCCUCAGUCCUGUCAUUAGAACCACAUGUAGGGUGAGCGUGUUUUUAUCCUUCAACCAAGAGAAAGAAAAACAUCAAAAUGAGAGCUCAGAUCGAGGUCAUCCCCUGUAAGAUCUGCGGGGACAAGUCCUCAGGAAUCCACUAUGGAGUCAUCACCUGCGAAGGCUGCAAGGGUUUCUUCCGUCGCAGCCAGCAGAACAAUGCCAUGUACUCAUGUUCCCGUCAGAGGAACUGCCUGAUCGACCGAACUAACCGUAACCGCUGCCAGCACUGCCGCUUACAGAAGUGUCUGGCGUUGGGCAUGAGCAGAGACGCGGUCAAGUUUGGUCGUAUGUCCAAGAAGCAGCGCGACAGCCUCUAUGCUGAAGUGCAAAAACACCAGAAGUCCCAGGAGUGCGUAAGCUCGACAGGCGGGGGCGCUACCGCUCUGUCCUUACCCAAGGAGGACGGCGUCAGUGGGGAGGACAGUGAAGAGGGUCUGAGCCGAUCCUACAGUAGCGGGGGCUCCAGCUCCACCCUCAGCGACCUGGAUGACAUCGCGGCACUGCCCGACCUGUUCGACCUGCCGCUCACCCCCGAAGAGGCCAGCGAGUACUGCAGCCUGGAGCUGCUCGGCGGCGGAGCCAGCACCGGGAACACCUCCAACUCAUCUUCCGCUUCGUCCUCUUCUUCAUCCUUGUCCAAUCAGAAUUCCCCGCAGCAGACGAUGCCGGACGGGGCGGACGGCAACAGAAUCCAGCUCCUGCACACACACACUCACACGCUGCUGGGACAUACACACUCACUGCUGGACCAUCUGCCUGAUGACUGCUCAAUAACAGAACUGGAGCGCAUCACUCAGAGUAUCGUCAAGUCUCACUUGGAGACGUGUCAGUACAGCGCUGAAGACAUGAAGAGAUUCACCUGGGCACAAUACGCACCUGAGGAAACGCGUGCUUUUCAAAACAAGUCAGCUGAGUGGAUGUGGCAGCAGUGUGCACACCACAUCACCAACGCCAUUCAGUAUGUGGUGGAGUUUGCCAAACGCAUUGCUGGCUUCAUGGACCUGUGCCAGAAUGAUCAGAUUAUAUUGCUGAAAGCAGGCUGUUUGGAGGUCCUCCUCAUACGCAUGUGCCGAGCUUUCAACGUCAACAACAGCACCAUUUUCUUCAAUGGGAAGUUCGCCCCGGUUCAGUUCUUCAAAGCACUUGGUUGUGAUGACCUGGUCAGUGCAGUGUUUGACCUGGGAAAAGGACUCUGUCGUCUACAGCUGUCUGACGAAGAGAUGGCUCUGUUUAGCGCUGCCGUUCUUUUAUCACCUGAUCGACCCUGGCUAACAGAAGGCCAAAAGGUUCAGAAACUCCAGGAGAAAGUCUACCUGGCUAUUCAGCACAGUCUACACAAGAGCGGCGCUUCAGACGAGAAACUGGACAAGAUGGUGUCCAAGCUGCCCACAAUGAAGUCCAUCUGUAACCUCCACGUUGAUAAACUUGAGUUUUUCCGUUUGGUCCACCCAGAGAUCGCCUACAGUUUCCCACCACUGUACCGGGAAGUAUUUGGCAGCGAGAUGUCUCUGCCGGACUCCACCGACAGCUAGACAGACAGACAAGAGAGAUGGAGAGAGUUUAUUAAGAAGUAGGGAAGCAAAAAAAAAGGAGAGACAGAGAAGGAUAGAGAUGUUGAAGCUCGACAACCAGCAGUUACGAGACAAUCCAGGACUUUAAAUAUUCCGUCUCCCGUGAUCCCAAAGUAGUCCUCCACUUUCCCAGCAGGCAAAAGCACCUUACACUACAGACCACACAUGCUCAUGGUCCUCUGCAUAUUGUAGCAUUAAACAACAAGCGGAUGGGCGUUGUAAUAAUAAUAACAGCCCACUCGGCAUGAGACAGCUCCAAGCUCUAAGUUUAACAUCAGAUCCACUGUGGAUCACCCAACCAGUUAUGAAUGUACCUCAACGAUAAGCACCAGUGCACAAGCCAGAACCCAACAACAGUGAAUGUAGAAACCCUGCCACUCUGAGACAGAGUUUUACACAAAAGUAUUAGAAGGAAGUCGUGUUGAUCCACAGGUCUCACUAUAAUAAUAUUUCUCUCUAUAUUAAUACAUCUCAGUAUGGUACGCCCGCGUAUUCAUACAGACAAUAUCCUGACCAUCACUUAGGGACCAACAUCAUGAGUCAUUUUUCUCUGAUAUGAAAAGAAACACACAGAUAUGACAUAUGACUCACAACCUCUUUAAUCAGCUGAGAACCGGUUUCACACACACAUUUAGAUGGUGUUCGGUGCUGCCUUUUUUUGUAGGCUCUUGUAAUGCAAUGAGAAACCUCAGUCCCACGCACCCCUUUCCUUGUAAAUGCCACUUAGAGACAGGACAAGAUGAAAUUAUCUUUAAUUUAUAUACACAUUUAUAAACAAAAUAUUUUAAAUAAGAAUGUAAAUAGAUGACUAUAUAAGUAUAUGGAGAGAGUUAGAAUGUGCGAGUUCAGUUCAGAGAGAAAGCGAGAGAAAUAGUGAGAUGUGGAGAAAAAGAUGGAUGUUUGGACUCUGAAAUCGUUCUCUGGACUACUUCCUCUCCUGACAGUACUCUCAGGUAUCCAUGGCAACAAUCCCCUCUUGCCCUGACGACAAAACCCCAGCUGGGUUAGACGCGGUCAUCAUGCAAGCGACGGGGUGGACACUUGUUGCGGAUGCGACACAGCAGUGGGGGAGGACAGUGUACCCAAACAAAGGCGAAAAAAUCGUUGUGUUUGCAUUUAAACUGAGAGCUUUCAGUCUGCCUAAAGAGACAAGAGGACAAACAAGGACACUAAGGAACAGAGAACGCAAGGCAAAAGAUGACUUCAUGAACUGUAUAAUACAUUGGGAUACACAGGGUCUCCCCGCCUGUUUCUAACCAGCAGUCAGUACAGUCGGUGUAGUAUAACUGUCUUUCACUCAUACCGUUUCAGUUGGUUAAAAGCCGGAACGACGGCGAUCCAUACUAUGUAUCAUAAACCCUCCUUUGCUGGUUGGAGCAACUGUAUUAUUUUGUACAUUUGCUGUUCCUCUCUCUCCUGUAGUCCCUAACCCAACACUUGUCCAAACACCAAGCACUUAUACUUUCCUCUUUCUCACUGGACACUAGUCUAAGGCCAGACAGAGCUACCAGCUGCCCCCCUGAGUUGGGCCUCAAUGCCAGUAAGACUUAAUAGUUUUCAGUCAAUCUGUUUUUUUUAUUCCAUAUCUGUCACACAAGGUCACCCAUAACUGUUUACAUUUUUCAUGUACAUAAAUAACACGCUCUCUGAAGGUUGUUAUAGCAUUGAGACAACGAUGAUGAUGAUGAUGAUGAUGAUGAUGAUGAUGAUGAUGAUGAUGAUGUCUUACUCGGGGUGCUGUGAAGUUCUCGAGCAGAGUCCGAGGACCUGCCGCCUACCGCUCAGGGAGCUAGCUGUGGUCUCUUGUCCCUUUAUUACCAGUGUCGUCUUUUAGCCUCGUGCUCCUCACACCUUUGCACCUAAGAUGAGACCCGUAACCAUAAUCACUGUGGACGUAAGUUCUAUUUUUUUGUGAAUGUUACUCACAAAGUGUCAAAAGCCCUUCCCAUUCUGUCCUAAUAUUGUGACAUCAAAUUUACAAGACAUAGGAAUUAUAAAAAAAGCAAACAAAUCAGUUAGCGUUAAAAAUGAAUUCAUUAUUAGGGUUUAAUGUUUCUUUUUGCUGUGAUUUUCAUUUAUUUGUCAGUCUUUUAUCCACCUUUUUCUUUAUGUGUCUCCACUUUUGUCUUGUAAAGUCAGUGAUCUAUUUUUUUUAAUUGAAGAAAGAUUAGGUACAAACAAAAAAACAAUAGUUUGUCACCCUUCUCUUUCCCUGUAUGACAAAAUGUACAAGAGGUAUAUUACUAGUCCAAGAGUAACUGAGUUACACAGCUCGAUAUAUAUUGUUGUCCAAUGGGAUACAUUAUAUGUGGUUUUAAGAAUGUAAUAAAUGGUUUCUUUUUCUUUUGAAA